CCUUCCAUCAUCAUGCUUACCCUAAUAGGGUUUUUUUUUGAUUGUAAUCGUGUAAAUGGUUACAUACCAUAACCAUGUGAUUAGAUCUAUUUAAUACACAAUAUGCGAUUUAAUGGAAAAAUUUUUUCUUUUUAACCUACACAAUUAUGUCUACGCAUAAGCGAAAAUCGGAAGAGUGGGAUAUCAUCGGAUUUCUAAACGAAUGCCAUCUGGAAACGAAGCAGCAAUUGAUAGAGUGCUACCUUUUGUCUCUUGAGGAGAUCAUUUUUAUUAAGAAUGUAGAGAAUAAGUGGUAUGGUGGAGAUCUUCAAAUUCUCUAUCAUUCAAGUCUUCGAGUUGAACCACAAAACACUAGAUCUUCUGUAUCAGAGAAAAGAAAAUUUCCAGAAAUCAAUGAGUCAGAUCCUACAGAAAUUGAGAAGUCGAAUGCUACUUCUGAAGACAAUGAAGAUGUUAAUGGAAACAAUAUCAUUAAUGACGAACAAGUAUUGGAUAAGAAAGGAUUGAAGAAGGUAGCUAAAACCGUAAUACAUCAUAGUAUUUGUGAUGCUAUAAAUAAGAUUCAAAAGAUUUUGACGACUUCAAAUAAAGUUGAAGAUGAAAACCCUUUCCUUAAUUCCCACCUACUAAAAUCACCAACUGCCGAUAAUAUUGUUCAAGAUGGAGAUUAUAAACAUCCAGACGUCUGUUACAUCAGGACCCCGCUUACUUCUAAUAUAGGUGUCCAAAAAUCUGUGGUAAAAUUUAUAGUAAAAUUAAAUUUUAGGUCUCUUAAUAGUUAA
Molecule: messenger RNA, 782 nt
Organism: Rhizophagus irregularis DAOM 181602=DAOM 197198
Lineage: Eukaryota; Fungi; Glomeromycota; Glomeromycetes; Glomerales; Glomeraceae
Source: RefSeq, a predicted model, not a curated record